UCUGUAAGUGUUUGAAAUUGCUUGGUUACUGCAAAUAGUAUAUAAUGGUCAUAUUUCUUUUUAGGCUCACAUCGACUCAUGUGAGUACACCGUGAUAAUAUGUGUUCAUACUGCAUGUAAAGCUAAAAUCAAACGUUCACUCUUGGGAGAACAUUUAAAGGAAGAAUGUCUAUAUCGAUCAGUCCAGUGUGAAAAUUGUCAAGAAACGCUGCCUUUUGCUUCUCUAGAGGUAUGUUCGUACAAGUGAAGCUAUUUGGGGGAUUAGAAAUAUGAAACAAUACAGUUCCUUCAGCCUUUUUAACGCCUUUUAUAUUAUCAUUUAACUUUGCUGGUUUAAUGUAACGCCAGACUAUUGUACUCUGAUAUUAUCAAAUACGAUUCCAGGUAUGUUAGCACGCUGAUCCUUACAUAAGCUUGCUAAUAUACCGUAUAGAUCGAGAAAAGGGCUUGUUACCAACCUCGUUCCCAGGGCCUCUAGAAAGAUCCUGGGUACGAGGUUGGCUUGUUACUUGAUGGGUAUCUAUAUUCUGACUUGAUUUGUUUGAAAACAUAUAAGUAGAGUUUGGUUUCUUCUCCUUCCACAAACACUGACCCUUCUAUCGGAGCUAUACUCCUUGAUAAGACAUGCAGAGGCGCCCUAGUAAGAUGAAUAUUAUUAUAUUAUUCUCUGUUUUAUACAAUUGUCUAUGCUCAUUUUUCUAUAUAGAGUCAUUUAAAAGAAAAUUGUCAGGCAGCUCCCCUCACAUGUGAACAUUGUCAGUUAACGAAUAUACCUCGAAAGGAAAUGAGAAAGCAUCAGACUGAGGAAUGUGAAGAAAUCGACGUGGAAUGUGAUUAUAAAUCAAUUGGCUGCGACUAUACUAAGGUUAGUGUGUUAGUACACUGUAUUGGUUGAUUUCAGUAAGCCUGACAGGACAGCCAACUUCAAAAAUGUGUGGACAGUUAAAAUCAAAUUGACAAGACUAUUACAAGACUAGUAUCGGACUCGGAAAAAGUAUCGGACAUCGGUACCAUUGGUUCCAGAAAUUCGUUUGAAUUCCCAGAAAAUAUUUCGCCAAGAAAGAAAAAAAUUGUAAUAAUUUAGGUAAAAGGAGAAAUUCAGAGGAGAAUUCACAUCAUGACCUCAGAAAUGCAAUUAUAAGUGCAACCAUCUUAAUAUAGCGCGAUAGCGUGUAAAUGUAUUAGACUAUAGAAUGAUGUAACAAAUGCAUGUUGUAUGGCAAAUGCAUAUUUAGCCAAUCUGGGACACCUUGCAUGUUAUCUAAAUUAGUUUUAUGUUAUAUUUUAAGAUUCUCAGUGGACUAAACUAAUUUUUUUCUUUAAAAUAUAGCAUGACAUUCAGUUUGAAAACUUGUCAGUGUCAAAGAGUUACAGUGUCCGAGUAUCGAUUUACCUGAUUAUUUGCAAAAAAUUUCAAUGUUCUCUUGCAGUCCCAGAAAAUAAAAUAUUUUUUCCGCCCCCGUACAAGACAGUCAUCUAGCUAUUACAAGACUAUGACCAUUAGUUUUCGCUCUGAUAACUGCAGUUUAACUACCAUCUGUGGCACGGCAAUACAGUAGUGCUUAAUAGGGAAGCCUACCUAUCGUCCAACAAGUGGUGGUCAACUUGUAGUUAUUACAGAGUCAGAAAAUAAUGUUUAUUUAUUUUCAUAUAUGCAGAGAUAGAGUUACUGGAAGGGGUGUGCAUUUCUCCUUGCCUUUGCAAAGUGAAAGGCGCUGCCAAUUUCCUAUCAAUUUCCUUGAACUAUUUUUCGGAUUUAGAACGGCAGUUACAAACAAAAUGGGCACACAUCCUCCCGCCAUCCCGAACUGGCUGGGUCCAUGAUACUCUGGUUGCCAGAAAUUUUCGUAUCUUUCGGUGGGUCCAUGACUGCAUAUAUUAUGUUUAUUAGUUCUCGCAUUCAAAGAUGUAGCUCAAUUUUCUUGCUUUAAAAACUAAAUUGAACAUUUGUCUAAUGUAAACUAUGUUUUGUAUCUAUAAUACGACUUCAAUCUGUUAACGAUUUUGGUAACAUUAUUUAUUUAGGUGGGUAAAAGGAAAGAACUUGGCAAGCAUUACAAGGACGCAUCUCGUUUUCAUAUUCAGCUGUUAUUGAGGUUUAUCUUCGUACUGCAAGGCGAGAUGCAAAAGCUUGCUCCGAAGUUUGAGUGUUUUGCCACCAAACAGUUGGUUUUGGAUGAAGUUAACCGAAUAAAAGAUGCAAUAUCGGCCGAAAUUAAAACCAUGGAAAAUAAAUUCUCGACAAUGAUGGCAACUAUAAACGGUUUAAUAAGAAGAUUGGAAAACGUGGAUUUAAAUGAAGCAAGUAAAUCUAAUGAUUCAGGAAGUAACGCUGAAAUGAGACGAGUUGAGGUGAGAAUGGGGAAGGAAAUAGAACAGUUGCAAGCAAAAAAUAGCAGGCUUGAAACACAACAGAGGGAAGCAAUGGAGGCGAUGGAAAGAUACCAAAAUAAGAUGGAACAGAUUGAUCAAUCCGUUGCUGUUAUAACAGCCAGGUUUGCAGACCUCGAACCAAGAGAACCGUCUCAAACUAAAUUGAACUACAACGGUGUCUUACUUUGGAAGAUUGAAGGCUACCAGAGGAAGCGACAAGAUGCUAUUAAUGGAGUGAAAACUACCAUAUUUAGUACAUAUUUUUACACCAGUGAGUUUGGAUAUAAGAUGUGUGCUAAGCUAUAUAUGAAUGGAGAUGGAUUUGGAAAAGGGUCGCAUUUAUCUUUGUUUUUCGUUGUGAUGAAAGGCGACUACGACGCUCUCCAAACCUGGCCGUUGCAAAAGAAGAUCACGAUGAUGCUGUUGGAUCAAGCCAAUGGAGAUCAUAUGAUUGAUGCGUUUAAUUCAGAUCCUCAGAGUUCUUCGUUUCAACGCCCAAGAUCUGAUAUGAAUAUCGCUUCAGGUUCCCCUCUCUUUAUGCCUCUUGGUAGCUUGAAUAAUCGUCAAUACAUCAAUGAUGAUGUGAUGUUUAUUAAGAUUAUCGUCGACUGACAAAGUUAUAUGCCAGGUUAUAGUGUGCCACUGCAUGCACAUCCGCAAAACGUUAAAAUUGCGCGUGAGAGUCGUAUGUUUCAACGCUCCCGAAUUUUUCCUUGAAGCCUCCCAAAAGACUGUUUAUCUCAAAGAAAAUAAGUUGAAGAAAAAAAGAAAAAAUGAAAACCUUCGGGUUAAAAUAGCAGAAAUACUCGCCAUUUUAAAACAAAAAUUAGAAAACUUACUUAAAAUUGGUCACAAAACAACCCUCGAAAUUCGCCUUGGCACUCGGCAAUUGCCGAGGCAACUUACGAUUUUUCAUAGUUUGCCUCGGCAAAAAAUAUCAAGGCAAUUCCACGUCGAGAAACUUUAUUUUAUUUGUUUAGAAACUUUGUUUUAUCGACUGUCGCGUGAUUACCGUCAAGUUUAUUCUUUCACACAAUUUGUUGUUAAUUAUACCACUAACAUUUAAAAAAAUUUAAAUCAGGGAUUUGCAAAAUAACAACAAAUUGUCAAAUGCCAGAAUCUGCGCUCGUUAUAAUAUUCGUUUACAAUAAUUUCAUAUGUACUUUACUUUAAUUACAACUGCCGACGUGAAUGCCGAAGGGUGCCGAAGUAAUUGCCGAAGGAAUUUAAGGUGAUUUCAUUGCGUUCCUCGGCAAAAAAAUUGCCGAGACAAACUCGAACAUGAUCGAAAGACUUCGGCAAUUAUUUGCCGAGGCAAAAAUAGUUGAAUUUCGAGGGUUGCAAAAUUCCGAGAGCAUUUGAAACCAACUCAGACGAGGAAUGAGGGUCUUCCCGAAAUGCAACGCGCAAAUGAUACUAUUCAAGAUAUUUAUUCUAAACGCGCCGUUUGAUUAAAAACUGUUGGAAUAUAUAAUUUGUGAUUUUUGCUGUGAAGAUCUCGUUUUCUCAAAGGUAUGUUUUGAUAACUUUUUUGUUUGGCAUUUUAAUAAAAGAAGUUUUGAAUAAUUUUGUAUAUACAUCGCAUUUUACUUCUGUUAAAUUCCCAUUGUAUUUAUGCAUGUUUUGGGUCAAUGAACAUGACCUUCAAAGUGGCAUUGAAAUAUUCACGAGUAUAUUGUACUUUUUUACAAGGAAACUAAAUUAAAAUCUCAUUUUCAAACCGCGAUAACUCUUCGGUUUUAUGGAGUAAAUUCAUCUUUUAAGGUAUCACUAUAAAGAGUAAACAUUUCUGAAUUUACUCAUGUGAUUUUAUUUUAGUUUCCUUGUAAAAAAGUACAAUUUACUCCAGAAUAUUUCAAUACCACUUUGAACGUCAUGUUCAUUGACCCAAAACAUGCAUAAAUAUACAAUGGGAAUUUAACUUAUAAAGUAAAAUGCGAUAUAUAUAUAUAUAUACAAAAUUAGUCAAAAUUUCUUUUAUUAAAUUACUAAACAAAAAAGUUAUCAAAACAUGCCUUGGAGAAAACGAGAUCUUCACAGCAAAAAUCGCAAUAUAAAUCACCAGUUUUUAAUCUAACGUCGCGUUGAGAAUAAAUAUCUUGAAUAAUAAUGAGCCGCACUGAUUCGCGCGUUGCAUUUCGUGAAGACCCUCAUUCCUCCUCUGGAACCAACUGUUUAAUCUUCCGUUCGUUCUUGUCAUAUUUUAGCUAGUAAAAAAUUCCGAUUUGCAUUCAAAAAGUUGAAUUGUUUUAACGAACGUGAUUCGACAAUGCGGCGUGAUUUCCCAAACAUGUCCAAUACUGUCGCAUUCAACGACUCGUGAAAUUCGAAACUCGUGAUUUAGCGAUUAGUAGUUAACAUGCACAACUGAACGAAAACGAACGAAUAUUCAGUUAUGUUAAUAAAGAUAGCUUAUUUUAUAUGUCAAGAUUACAACUGAUUAAACAUGCAUAUAUCAAGGCAUAGGUUAUUGUUUAGCAAAUAGCUAUAAAUUGAAUCUUUGGAAUAUGUUUUUUGGUUUUAGGAUACAUGCAUACUUUUUGACAUUCUCUGCAUGAACAGUGAAUAGCGAUGCAAAUUGCACUUUUCAUCCUUGUCUUUAUGGAAAAUAUUAAAUGCAAGUAUACUUUAAUAAUUGCUUUAAGCCUUUCAACCGUAGUCACGAUGGACGAGUUAUAUGAGACUGCAACCGCUCCGCAAUUUUUAUCAGUUGUGCUUAAUCUUUUACUCUCGGUUUAUUUGUAUUUACUGAGUGAUAAUAUUGAAUAAUUGUUAGAGGAAGAAAGGUAUCUCAGCUUAAAUAACGAAGUAAACCAUGCAUGCAUUAAUUGUUAACCGCUAAUCUGUUACUUCAGCGUUUCUAUAAAUUAUUAUUCCCUGAAAUACUGGUGCCCAAGCGAACAUCCCAACUCCACCGAUAUUGAGGGAGUUUUGUAUCCUAAGUCUCUCAACGAAUUACAGCAAUGCCUGCCUGUCAAUGUGAACAUUUGUUUUGGAGUUUAACAUGGACAAGUGUUGAGUCCUUUCUAAAAUAUUGAAUAUUUGACAAUGGAUUUCGACAAUUUAUAAUUGUAUUGUCCUUGCGAGUAUAAGUCCGUUCGCUGUGUAACACCAGUCGCAAAUUCAUGAUGUGCUGUCAGCUGUCUCAACCAAUGAGAAUUAGCUCGUUUGUUACGUGGAUCGGUAUGUGAUUAUAAUAUUCGUUCAAUAUGAGACGAUAGUUCAUGAUGUGCUGUCUCUACCAAUGAGCAGGCCAGUUUCUAUAUGCAUUUAGUUUAAUGAGGCUAUACGUUCUUUUUCGUUGAGUCGUACAUAGUAAGACCUUCACGAUGUUCGUGCGACUCGUUAAAUUCGUGACAUUUUACGACUUAUAAUUAAUUGUCGCAUUCAACGACUCGUGAAAUUCGAAAGUCGUGAUUCACAACUUGUGCUUUAGCCAUUAGUAAGACCACAAAAUUCGUGCGACUCGUUAAACUAGUGAAAUUUCACGCCUCAAUCACGACUUACGAAUUUCACAAGUCGUUAAGUGCGACAGUAUUGGACAUCCAUCUGAUUGCUUGCAAAUAUAUUUCAUUUUUGCAAGAUUUUGUAAAUUUCAAAAGCGUUUUGAGAAAAAGGCGAAAGAAUUGCUAACAGCAUCAUUGAUAAGAGAACUAAAGAAGGAAGCAAAGGCGCUGAAUAUCGAUUAUCGAUGUAUUGUUUGCUUUAUAAUUGUUUUAAAAGCUGCAUGAUCGUUGCGUAUAUUUAAAAUGAAAAAAGACCGCAUAUAUAUAUAUAUAUAUAUAUAUAUAUAUAUAUAUAUAUAUAUAUCACAAGUUUUGUAACGUAUAGUGAAGAGAGUGCUCAAUACAUAAAAUUUUGUAGAGCGAAUGUAAUUACUAUUCUUACUUAAAAUGUUUUUUGUCUCUACUCCGAGUUUCACGCAUCACUGCGAUCAUCAGGAGACAUUGUUCUCAAAUUCCGUUUGAUUUUCGUUGUUUGAUGGCGUGACUGCGGGAAAUGUAGCGGGAAAUGUAGUCUGCGCGCGUGUAAGCAACAUCAACAAUCCUCGCGCGCGCGCGCAGUCACGCCAUCAAACAACGAAAAUCAAACGGUAUUUGAGAACAAUGUUUCCUGAUGAUCGC
Messenger RNA from Paramuricea clavata, 6497 nucleotides. The record is from the annotation of a GenBank genome assembly. NCBI's taxonomy places the organism in Eukaryota, Metazoa, Cnidaria, Anthozoa, Malacalcyonacea, Plexauridae.